AUGGGUGGUUCCACUGGAGUUGAGGAAGAGGACGAUGAUGGUGAUGUGUGUGAGAAGAACAUUUUAGAUUUGACAGAAGACAAUAUAAUGGGGAUGGAAUUCGAUUAUGAAGAGGAUGCAAUUAAGAUCUAUGAAAGAUAUGCAAAGAGGGGGGUGAGGCAUAGAAAAUACUUAGAGCGGAGGGACCGGGUUAGAGUUGCAAAGGGUAGUAUUACCAGGGUGUCAUGUCAAGUUGUUUACUUUGACAAGACUCACAGCCAUGUUCUAGCACCUGUGGAUAAAGUCCAUCUGAUUUCUUCAUAUCGGCACCUGAAUGAUUCUGAAAAGGCUCAUAUUAAUAACAUUAAGCUACAUGGGGUGAGGACUUGCAAUAUAAUGGGUUUGAUGUUGGGCCAGAAAGGUGGUCACGAGGCAUUGGGUUUCACCAAGAAGGAUUUGUUCAAUCACAUUGAUAAGUAG
Molecule: messenger RNA, 459 nt
Organism: Lotus japonicus
Lineage: Eukaryota; Viridiplantae; Streptophyta; Magnoliopsida; Fabales; Fabaceae
Exons: 2
Coding region: 1-459 (152 amino acids)
Source: RefSeq, a predicted model, not a curated record